Rotaria sp. Silwood2 is the source of this 945-nucleotide messenger RNA. The record is from the annotation of a GenBank genome assembly. Lineage: Eukaryota; Metazoa; Rotifera; Eurotatoria; Philodinida; Philodinidae.
AUGAUCACGAAACGACAAAAUUGUAGUCGAAGUAGUUUUACCGACGAUGAAUUAGAUUAUAAUGAAAAUUCACCAAUUAUUAAAAAAAUAUUAUCAUCGAGAAAAAAAUCUUAUAAAAAAUGGACUAAAGAUGAGGAUGAUCGUUUGCGAGAUUUUAUUUUAUCUCAUGAUAGUUUAAAAGAUUGGUCUAGUAUAUCAAAAUAUGUUGGUAAUGGUCGUACAGAUGCUCAAUGUCAACAUCGUUGGGAACGUUUUCUUGAUCCAUCUAUAACAAAAGGACCAUGGACUGAUGAUGAAGAUAAAAAAGUUAUCGAACUUGUACGUGAUUAUGGUGCAAGACAUUGGAGUUUAAUUGCUAAAGAAUUAAAAGGACGUGUUGGAAAACAAUGUCGUGAAAGAUGGCAUAAUCAUCUUAAUCCAUUAAUAAAUAAAAAUCCAUGGACAAGUGAAGAAAAUCUUCGUUUAUUUAUAUUACAUCAACAUUUUGGUAAUAAAUGGGCUGAAAUCGCAAAAUAUUUUAAUGGACGAUCAGAUAAUUCAAUUAAAAAUCAUUGGAAUUCUUCAAUGAAAAAAAAGUUUCAUUUAGAAGUUGAAAAUUUAAAAAAACGAGGACUUGAUUGGACAGCAUUAAUUCCAUCUGAUUUUUCAUGGCCAAAACUUGAUCAAUCAACUUCAAUAAAUAGUAAUCGUUCGUCUCGAAUUCCAUUAAGUACAUUAACAAAUCAAACAUCACAAAUACAUUCUUCAAAUAUGAAAAAAACUUCAAUAGAAAAUAUAUUACUUCCUUUAUCAAUUAUCAAAACCGAAAGUCAUAUACCAAUUGUGAACAGUAAUAAUAAUCAUCAGUUUUAUUCAACUACUAAUCAAAAUAAUUUUGAUAUUACAUUAACACAACAUGUAUCAACAAUCUAUCCUGAUCAAUUACAGGUGAAUUUAGGUUUUUGA